Molecule: messenger RNA, 2225 nt
Organism: Lytechinus pictus (painted urchin)
Lineage: Eukaryota; Metazoa; Echinodermata; Echinoidea; Temnopleuroida; Toxopneustidae
Exons: 2
Coding region: 1441-1695 (84 amino acids)
Source: RefSeq, a predicted model, not a curated record
GAAGUAUGAAUCAAUUUCCAAUAUUGAUUAUGCAGAAAUGCUGUUUUAUUUGAUAACAUUUUGACCAAUGGGUUUACAUGAAAUGUACACAAUACAAAAGUGGUCCAUGAACCCUUUUAUUUUGACUUCAUUUGUUUUCCUGUCAUAAUUCUUGGCAUAAUAAUUACUCACCAACUCUGUUUAUUUCAGUGAAUCACAUUAGAUUGAUUUUCUACAUGUUUAUACAUCUGAAUAAAAGUAGAUCUGUAGCUUUGAAACACCCCUCUGAUGGUUGGGCUCAAUAAAAUGGUAAUUGAUAAAUUAUGUAAUUAAUAACGUUUUAUAGGGUAAUUUGAAUUACAAUUUUGGAAAGGAAAGUAAUUAUGAUUGUAAUUGAAAAACAUGUAAUUGAUUUCAAUUACUUUUAAUUACUUUCAAUUACUUUACAACUAACUUACUUAAUUGAUAAUUUAAUUUGCUUAUUAUGCUAUUCCCUUUAUAGCUACAUUACUCUCUUGAAUGAAACAUUCCUUUCCCUUGACGGGGAGGAAUUAAAAUGGUAUUUGUAAAGAAAUGCACAAAUUGACCUUUUGAAAUAUUUUAGGAAUGCUAAAGGUCAUAGGUUUUAGCAAGAAAUAAAAUUAUAGAUGUAAUUAAUCAUUCAUACUUGAAAAAUUAAUUUCCUAUGAUAAAAUGCAGUCAGUGGGAGCUUGCCAAGUGCCAACAGCCAUGAUGAUUUAGAACAAUGUGUUUGUUGUAUAUAUUUAUGUAGAGGAAUUUAUUUUAUUUCUUUUCAACCAAAGAACCCUGUAGAAGGGGUUAAAGUAAAAUAAUGAAAAAUAGAAGAAAAAAAAUACACCUUUUAAUGUUUCUGAUUAAUGAUUGAUUACUACUAAUUUUCUACCAAGGAAUUGAGCAUGCUGAUCUACAAAUCAUGACCUUUUUCAUGUUAACUGCUUCAGCAGAAUCCGUACUCUUUAACUUCAACCUUUGUUUUGUCAGUUUCUCUGUAACUUAUAAUUAUUUUGAUUUUAUAUAUCACUUUUAUAAAAAGGAAUUGAGAUUGUAAUUGACAAAGUAAUUGGUAAUUGUAAUUUUAAUUGAACCUUUCUUUAAUUACAUGAUUGUAAUUUAAGAUACUGGUAGUCAAGCCCAACCCUGACCCAUCUUCCCCUUCACAGUAAUUUUGAAAUAUAGCAGUUUAAAAUUCUUUGGAAAGUAUACUUAAAAUUUCAUUUAAAGGGUUAAAAGGUGCAGCAUUAUUUCUACAGAAAUGAAAAGGACAUAUGAAGGAAAACCUCUGAAUGUGAAUAAAGAGUGAACUUGUUAUUUGAUGGGAAGUAAGUUUACAAAGUUUGAAAAAUAUGUUUGGCAUGGUUACUGUGAAUCUUUUAUUUCAUUACAUUUUUUGUAAAGGUGGCAGAUCAGCGAAGGAAAUCAUGGGAGCAACUAGCUAGGGAGAUGGAGAGUGUGGGGGUCAAGGAUCUCACAGCCAACGAGUGUAGGAGUUAUUGGAGUGAUAUGAAGAAGAGGGCAAAGAAAUAUCGUGACAACAAGAGAAAGACAGGUGGAGGACCAUUCCAUUUGAAUCCCCAGCUUGAGAUGGUUUUGGAGGUACUGCCGGAGCAGGCCGUGGAGGGCGUGAUGGGCCAGGAAACAGAGACGGGUGCAUGCAGUCAGGUAAUUCCUCCCCCUCUAUACAAUCUUGCUCAGUGAAAAUAAUCAUUUCCAAUCCAAUUUCCAUACCAAUAAAUAAAUCCGAUUUUUUUUUUAAAAUAAAAGAAUAAAAAAUGGCCAACUCUGUAGUGAUUGUACAAUUUGAGGUACUAGCAUUUGGCAUUGUUGAAGCACUGUGAGACAAAGUCUUCAAUAACUAAUGUAUGAUGGCAGCAUAGAGAUGCAAAUUUUGCCUGGAGCUGGAGGCAAUGUAGUUCACACACCUUACAACCACCCUGUGCUGUUGAAUAGUCAAUGGCUUCUGCCACUUUUCCAAGGAACAGUAAAGCAUACAUGUACAUCCAUUAUUGAUAGGUCAAUAUUACACUCUCUCAGUACAGUAAACUUAAAAAUUAACAGGAGAAAUUGAAUUGAAAAUUAAUUUGAUUCAUUUAUUUAUUUACAUUUAUCAUUCGUGAACCAUAUGACCAUCUUCCAAAGUCUGUUUCAAAACAGUGACUGUUUUACAGAGAAUUAACAAAACAUUGUUAUGUCAGUGACUUACAAUCAGGUCAAAUGCAAAAUAGGUG